Molecule: messenger RNA, 5357 nt
Organism: Ochotona princeps (American pika)
Lineage: Eukaryota; Metazoa; Chordata; Mammalia; Lagomorpha; Ochotonidae
Gene: COL22A1
Product: collagen type XXII alpha 1 chain
Exons: 64
Coding region: 339-5171 (1610 amino acids)
Source: RefSeq, a predicted model, not a curated record
GUCGCGGGCUGCCGCAUCUCUAUGAGGAGCUUCCUCAGCGCUUCCCCGACUUUGCUCCGCACGCAUUUUCUGCCCCACUCUGCAAAGUCGAAGCUGUGCCUCGAACUCUGCAACUAGGUGAUGGUGUUGGCGUGCGUCCUCGCUCCGCACGCCCCCAGACCAGCUCACCUGUCCCGUCUGGAGGCCCAGUGAGCCCUAUCCUGACCCGCGCAGGGGCUGCCCGGGGGAUUGACGGCCCCUCCGGGACACACUUCCCUGGGAGCUCUGGCAGCCUUGCGGCGACUCGCUGCCAGGAAAUGUGCCAGUAGACAAGAACCCUGUCUCUUCUUGGCCGAGAGAUGUCUGCUUGCAAGACCAGGAGUGCCACGGGCAGCCUCCGGGGGAAUGCUGUGACCUACCUCCUCGGGUUGCUGCUACUGUGGAGUGGGGACAGCGGCUGCCAGGCCCAGCGAGCAGGCUGCAAGAGUGUCCACUAUGAUCUGGUUUUCCUCUUGGACACCUCCUCCAGCGUGGGCAAGGAAGACUUUGAGAAGGUCGGGCAGUGGAUAGCCAACCUGGUGGACACCUUCGAGGUGGGCCCUGAGCGCACCCGCGUGGGCGUGGUGCAGUACAGCGCCAGGCCCACCGUCGCCUUUGAGCUGGGUCGCUUCAGCUCGCGCGAGGAGGUGAAGGCGGCGGCGCGACGCAUAGUCUACCACGGGGGCAAUACCAACACGGGCGACGCGCUGCGCUUCAUCACGGCCCACAGCUUCUCGCCACAGGCCGGCGGCCGCCCUGGGAACCGUGCCUUCAAGCAAGUGGCCAUCCUGUUGACGGAUGGCCGCAGCCAGGAUCUGGUGCGUGAGGCGGCGGCAGCGGCGCACGCUGCGGGCAUACGCAUCUUUGCAGUGGGCGUGGGCGAGGCGCUGAGAGAAGAGCUGCAGGAGAUCGCCUCAGAGCCCACGUCUGCGCAUGUCUUCCAUGUGUCCGACUUCGACGCCAUCGACAAGAUCCGGGGCAAGCUGCGGCGCCGCCUGUGUGAGAAUGUGCUGUGCCCUAGCGUGCGCGUGGAAGGCGACCGCUUCAAGCACACCAAUGGGGAGUCCAAGGAGAUCACAGGUUUUGACCUGAUGGAUCUGUUCAGUGUGAAGGAAAUCUUGGGGCCAAGAGAAAAUGGAGCACAGAGUUCCUAUGUCCGCAUGGGGUCCUUCCCUGUGGUGCAGCGGACUGAGGAUGUGUUCCCCCAGGGUUUGCCUGAUGAGUACGCCUUUGUCACCACUUUGCGUUUUCGGAAGAUGUCUCGAAAGGAGGACUGGUACAUCUGGCAGGUCAUUGACCAGUAUGGCAUCCCUCAGGUCUCCAUCCGGCUAGACGGCGAGAACAAGGCCGUGGAGUACAAUGCCGUGGGGGCCAUGACGGAUGCUGUAAGAGUGGUCUUCCGAGGUGCCCCGGUCAGCAACCUCUUUGACCGGGACUGGCACAAGAUCGCCCUGGCCAUCCAGGCCCGGAACGUCUCUCUGUACGUCGACUGUGCACUGGUGCAGACGCUGCCCAUCGAGGAGAGGGAGAACAUUGACAUCCAGGGGAAGACUGUGGUGGGCAAGCGCCUCUAUGACAGUGUGCCCAUUGAUUUUGAUCUGCAGCGGAUUGUGAUCUACUGUGACUCACGGCAUGCAGAGCUGGAAACCUGCUGUGACAUCCCAUCAGGCCCGUGCCAGGUGACUGUGGUGACGGAGCCACCACCUCUGCCCCUGCAGCCUCCCACGCCCGGCAGUGAACAAGUUGGAUUUUUGAAGACCAUCAACUGCUCCUGCCCACGUGGAGAGAAGGGUGAAAAAGGCUCUGGAGGCCCCGUGGGACUCCCAGGUCUGAAGGGGGAUAUGGGAGCCACUGGACUGAUGGGUGCUCCAGGGCCCAAGGGAGAGAAAGGAGAUUCGGGCAGGGGACCUUUUGUCCAAGGAGAAAAGGGAGAAAAGGGUUCCCUGGGUCUGCCUGGACCCCCCGGGAGAGACGGCAGCAAAGGCAUGAAAGGCGAGCCAGGACAACUCGGGGAGCCGGGCCUGCCUGGAGAGGUGGGCAUGCGGGGACCCCAAGGACUGCCUGGAGUCCCUGGACCUCCGGGACAUGUUGGAGCGCCUGGUCUGCAAGGAGAACGAGGGGAAAAGGGAAAGCCAGGACAAAAGGGGGAGCGAGGCCUGGAUGGAUUCCCUGGGAAGCCUGGGGAGGCCGGAGAGCAGGGAAGACCUGGCCUUCCUGGUGUGGCGGGGCCCCCGGGAGAGAAGGGUGAGGUGGGACCUGCAGGACCUCCUGGAGUACCAGGCUCUGUGGUGCAGAGAGAGGGCCUGAAGGGAGAGCAGGGAGCUCCAGGACCAAGAGGGCACCCAGGUCCACCUGGGCCACCAGGAGCUCCGGGUCUGAUGGGUCCAGAAGGCAGAGGCGGACCCCCUGGCUCACAAGGUCUCCGAGGGAAGAAAGGUGAUGCUGGCGCUCCUGGAGUUCCUGGAUCGCUGGGGCUGCAGGGCCCCCCAGGACCACCCGGAGCUCCAGGCCCCGCUGGACCAGGAGGCCCCCCGGGCUUGCCUGGAGAGAUUGGCUUCCCAGGAAAACCCGGGUCUCCGGGGCCCGCGGGACCACCUGGAAGGGAUGGGCUGAGUGGACCCCCAGGCCCGCCGGGAUCCAAGGGAAAAGCUGGAGAGCGAGGGGAAGACGGCCUCCCUGGAAAGCCGGGCACUCGGGGUGAAGCUGGGGAGCGAGGCCUGGCGGGCCGGCCUGGAGAGAAGGGAGAAGCAGGCCUGCCAGGAGCCCCAGGCCUCCCGGGCGUGCGAGGAGAGAGGGGAGUUAAGGGAGAAAAAGGGGAGCUGGGACAUGCCGGCCUGAAAGGCGACCGAGGUGAAAAGGGUGAAGCUGGCCCCGCAGGCCCUCCUGGACCACCUGGAACCACGGCUCUGUUCACACCACAUCCCAGCAUGCUGGGAGAACGAGGGCCUAAAGGUGAUCCAGGGGGGCCUGGAGAACCGGGACCGCCAGGCCAUCCUGGAGACAUGGGUCCUCGGGGACCCGCUGGGCCACCGGGUGCCAAGGGACAAGAAGGAGCACCAGGGGUACCCGGAGCAGCUGGAAACCCUGGUGCACCUGGACCUGUGGGCUCUCCUGGCUCCAGUGGCCCUCCAGGAAGUGUGGGCCCCCCGGGCCUCAGAGGCCCCCCGGGCAAAGAUGGGGAGCGUGGUGAGAAGGGAGCGAAGGGGCAAGAUGGGAGUCCAGGGCUGCCUGGCCCCAGGGGUGACCCCGGAGCUCCGGGACUGCCCGGGCCACCUGGCAAGGGAAAGGAUGGAGAGCCGGGACUUCGUGGCUCACCUGGGUUACCUGGACCCCUGGGAACAAAGGGGGACCAAGGAGCACCUGGAGUCCCUGGAUCUCCUGGCAGCCGUGGCGACCCGGGCAUUGGGGCUGCUGGCCCUCCUGGACCUUCCGGACCACCAGGAGACAAAGGGCCCCCGGGACCUCGAGGCUCACCAGGCUUCCCUGGCCCUCAGGGACCAGCUGGCCAGGACGGUGCACCAGGAAAUCCAGGCGAAAGAGGCCCUCCUGGGAAGCCAGGCCUUUCCCCACUCUUGUCUCCAGAGGACAUAAAUCUUCUAGUGAAGGAUGUGUGCAACGACUGCCCUCCAGGGCCACCAGGCCUCCCCGGACUGCCAGGCUUCAAAGGGGACAAAGGCCUCCCAGGAAAGCCAGGGCGAGAAGGUUCAGAAGGGAGAAAGGGAGAUGCCGGGCCCCGUGGCCUCUCAGGGCCCCCAGGAAUGGCUGGACCACAGGGAAGUCAAGGAGAGCCAGGCGCAGAUGGUGAAGUUGGACCGAAAGGCGAUCAGGGCCACCCUGGAGUGCCAGGUUUCAUGGGACCCCCAGGGAACCCGGGCCCACCGGGAGCCGAUGGUCUUGCAGGAGCUACUGGACCACCAGGGAUCCAAGGCCCCCCGGGGAAGGAAGGACCUCCUGGCCCCCAAGGCCCACCCGGGAUCCCCGGAAUCCCUGGAGAAGAAGGCAAAGAAGGCAGAGAUGGAAAACCAGGCCCUCCUGGAGAGCCGGGCAAAGCAGGAGAGCCGGGUCUGCCAGGACCAGAGGGUACCCCAGGUCCACCUGGCUUCAAGGGACACACGGGCGAUUCGGGUCCUCCUGGUCCACGGGGUGAGCCUGGCACCACAGGGCCCCCUGGCCAGGAAGGGUUACCGGGAAAAGAUGGUGAUCCUGGACCUGUCGGGCCACAGGGGCCACAAGGACUGAGGGGCUUACCGGGAAAGAAUGGAUCACCUGGCUCUCCAGGAGACCCUGGACCUCCAGGAAGCCCAGGCCAGAAGGGAAGCAAAGGAGAAAAUGGAAGCCCAGGCCUGCCUGGCUUCCUGGGUCCUCGUGGGCCUCCGGGAGAAGCAGGAGAGAAAGGAGCCCCAGGAAAGGAGGGUCCCCCAGGGAAGCCAGGAGAUCCAGGACCCCAAGGAGAAAGGGGGGAUCCUGGCAUCAAAGGGGACAAAGGACCUCCAGGCGAGAAGGGCCAGCCUGGGGACCCUGGAGUUCCAGGCCACAAAGGCCACACAGGCCUGAUGGGCCCCCAAGGACCGCCUGGAGAUAGUGGACCAGCGGGGCCCCCAGGGUCCCCCGGCCAGCCAGGAUUUCCAGGGCUGAGGGGGGAGUCCCCCUCCUUGGAAAGCUUGAGGCGACUCAUUCAGGAGGAACUGGAGAAGCAGCUGGAGACCAAACUUGCCUACCUAUUGGCCCAGAUGCCUCCAACACACAUAAAGGCAUCUCAAGGCAGACCUGGGCCACCGGGCCCCCCAGGAAAGGAUGGGCUUCCAGGCCGGGCAGGCCCCGUGGGAGAGCCAGGCCGGCCAGGCCAGGGUGGUCUGGAAGGACCCUCAGGACCAAUAGGUCCCAAAGGUGAGCGGGGAGCUAAAGGUGACCCAGGCGCACCUGGAGUUGGCCUCCGAGGCGAGAUGGGACCCCCUGGAAUCCCAGGUCAACCAGGCCAACCUGGUUAUGCCAAAGAUGGACUCCCUGGUACACCCGGCCCUCAAGGAGAGACAGGACCAGCUGGGCAUCCUGGGCCUCCAGGACCUCCGGGCCCCCCUGGCCACUGUGACCCCUCCCAGUGUGCCUACUUUGCCAGCCUCGCUGCCCGGCCCAGUAAUGUGAAGGGGCCCUAGAAGAUUCCAGAAAGCCAGAUGGUGGCAGAUUCUGAAACUUGAAUUCAAGGCCUGAUGAGAAGCCAGAGGCCUUAAAGCAUUUCAGCUGUGUGUUGUCUUCUUUUUUCUUCCUUCAUCAUUUAUUUUUGUUUUAUUUUCUUGAGAGACUGAAAGACUUCAAAACUAUUAAAACCAACAGAUGCUGCC